GAGGAAUGGACGCAAACCCGCAAAGUCGGCUACUCCAAGCGAAGAUGCGACUGAGACUGAGGGGAGCCACUCGCGAUCACAAUCUCACUCCCGAUAUCCCCGAACGGCGGACAACGUGGCUGGACCUCUUCAGUUGGAGGAUCUACCGUCUACAAAAACUGUCAUACCGACUAGCAACGAGGAGUUGGGUGCACACAUAGAUCCCAAGGGAAUAUCCACUUCACCCUUGGAAAAUGCGCCGGAAAUAGAGUCCGUGAUGGCUUAAGAUGCUUUGCUUAUUGUUUUCAAAGUUUAUCAGGUUGAAAACGGAACACUAACCUUGCUUCGACUACAGGUAUAUGAACGAUCGGGAAAGGAAGCGAGGCCCAGAUGAUGCGUUGAAUCAGUUGUUUGACCGUCUGGUCGGCGACGAGGACCGAGCAGCAGCAGGAGCCGGAAAACCCGUCGAGGCCAUCGGCGCCGAAGCCGCCCAAGCUUACAUCUCCUCCAUGGGCGCCAAUAUCGAAAACGUUGAAGCUUUUGUGGUUCUCGAGAUUGUCCGCGCCGACUCCAUCGGCUCAAUCACUCGCCAAGGUUUUGUCGAGGGGUGGUCCUCCAUCUACCUCGACCACCGCAUUCCCGCAGACCCGGCCCACCACAGAAACUACGUCCGGAUGUGCAUCCAAAACCUGCCGCAAAAUCCAGCUUACUUCAAAAAAGUCUACCAGUUCGCUUUCGGCCUGGGUAAGGAACCUGCCCAAAAGGCACUGGAGAAGGACGUUGCCUUGGUAUUCUGGGAUUUGUUUUUGGGCACCGAGUCUUCAGAUACAGGACUAGGACCGAGGCCGUGGAAGAGCAAGAACGUGGAUUGGCUGGGUGCGUGGAAGCGGUUUUUGGCGGAGAAGUGGACAAGGAGCGUCAACAAGGAUAUGUGGAACCAGACGCUGGCGUUUGCGGAGAAGACGAUGGUGGAUGAGACGCUCGGGUUCUGGAACGAGGAUCAGGCGUGGCCGGGCGUGAUUGAUGAUUUUGUGCUUUGGUGCAGGGACCAAGGGAUUGCUAAGGCGCCUGCACCGGGGACUGCAGGAGGGGACGGGAUGGAUGUUGAGGAUUAUUAGAAAGUUGGUCGUGAGCAUCCGGGGAACGAGUGGAAUGAUGAAGUCAAAUGGGUGGAUGUGGUUAUACGGGGGGAGCCUAUGAGGAUGCUGGUGAGGACUCUUUCGCCUUGGUGCAGGGAGGAUAAGUAAAGAGGAGAAGCACU
This is a messenger RNA of Neurospora hispaniola, 1240 nucleotides long. RefSeq names its product Cullin binding-domain-containing protein. Gene Ontology annotation, molecular function: ubiquitin-like protein binding; ubiquitin conjugating enzyme binding; cullin family protein binding. The coding region runs from base 339 to 1097 and encodes 252 amino acids. The record is from RefSeq and is a predicted model, not a curated record. The transcript has 2 exons. Lineage: Eukaryota; Fungi; Ascomycota; Sordariomycetes; Sordariales; Sordariaceae. Gene Ontology annotation, cellular component: ubiquitin ligase complex. Gene Ontology annotation, biological process: protein neddylation.